Messenger RNA from Spizellomyces punctatus DAOM BR117, 934 nucleotides. RefSeq lists its product as uncharacterized. The transcript is spliced from 6 exons. The record is from RefSeq and is a predicted model, not a curated record. The coding region runs from base 116 to 820 and encodes 234 amino acids. Gene Ontology annotation, cellular component: catalytic step 2 spliceosome. NCBI's taxonomy places the organism in Eukaryota, Fungi, Chytridiomycota, Chytridiomycetes, Spizellomycetales, Spizellomycetaceae.
UUGAACCCUUGAGAGCUUGUGAUCUCUGAGAUUUUAUGCUGUUGGGUUUGAAAAGGUCGUUGACAAGCGCUAGGUUUGAGAUUUCCCAACGGUUACCCAGACGACAAAGCCCGUUAUGACAGACGUAGAAUCGGCAUCAGCACAUCCUAUGGAAGGCAUUGACGAAAGAAUAACAUCCAAGCGUCCGUUGGACGAUGAUGAACAGCUGGCAAAUAAGCCGGAAACCUCAUCCCCACCAGCUCAUAUAGAACCUAUGAAGCGCCCUCGGCUCAGCAUGGAUGCAGGUUUGGAAAAGCGGUCAAAGAGGUUUCUAGGUGUACUCAAGGGUACUCUCAGCCAAUUUAUCAAGGAGACUUCUCAUAAAACCGAAGCGGAGAAGAAGCGGGAGGAAUUGGAACACAGAUUGGCGGAAAAGCUAAAGAAAGAUAAGGAGCAGUUGGCGGAAAAGGUCAAGAAAGAGCAGGAGGAGAGAUUCGCUCGACGACAGCUGGAGAAAAAGCAAGAAGACGAACAACGAGAACAGCAGGCGAAAGAGUGGAUUCGUCAACAAAAGCGCAACAUAUCCAAUUUCAUUCAAACGAAAUCCGUACCACCAAUCUUUUUCCUUCCAAAAAAUCACAAUGACACAACACUCGAGCUUUUAGCUGAAGCUAAACGGCACCUUGCUCUAGAGACGGCAGCCGAGCGUACUGAUGGGAAGGAAGAAGACGACAAGCCUGAAGAAGACGAAGGUAUGGCUCAAAGUCCUGCUGAUAAAGUCGAGGAAGGUCAUAGCCCAGGAGAAGAUAGAAUGGAUAUGGUUGAAGAACGUAGCGGUUAACUGAAUGGUUUACUCUUCUUGUAUGUAUGAUAUCUAAAGCUGUGAAUGUGCGGAGCAUUGAAUCCGUUGAUGUAUUUGGAAAUAAACAAAACGACUCGACCACUUGGCCACCCA